AAGGCUUGUGCGUUGCAGCGCUCCAGAGCGAUGUUGCAGCGGUACCUGUUCUACUGCAACCGCUACAUGAACCACAUGCAGUCGCUCCGCUUCGAGCACAAGCUGUACGCCGGGGUGAAGGCCAAGAUGGAUGAGAUGCAGCAGCACAACAUGUCCUGGAUCGAGGUGCAGUUCCUGAAGAAGGCCGUGGACGUGCUGUGUCAGUGUCGCUCCACACUCAUGUUCACAUACGUCUUCGCCUUCUACCUCAAGAAGAACAACCAGUCCAUCAUCUUUGAGGUACACUAUGGUAUUAACCCUAAUCCUAUAGCUAACUCUAACCCUGGUAGCUAGCUAACCCUUCUACCUCAAGAAAAACAACCAGUCCAUCAUCUUUGAGGUACACUAUGGUAUUAACCCUAAUCCUAUAGCUAACUCCUAACCCUGGUAGCUAGCUAACCCUUCUACCUCAAGAAAACAACCAGUCCAUCAUCUUUGAGGUACACUAUGGUAUUAACCCUAAUCCUAUAGCUAACUCUAACCCUGGUAGCUAGCUAACCCUUCUACCUCAAGAAAAACAACCAGUCCAUCAUCUUUGAGGUAGAGUAUGGUAUUAACCCUAAUCCUAUAGCUAACUCUAACUAUCUGGAUAAAGGCGUCCGCAUGCUUCCCAGCUGAAACAGUUCGGAAGAGUUUGUGCAUAUAUUAUCAUGACAUUUUGUGACGUUUUUGUUUGUUUUUGGACUUUCGGUGAGGGUUUUUUCAGCUGUUCGGGCACACGACAAGCCGAAGUCAGUAGCCGAAGUCUAUGCCCCUUCGUCGGUGAUUGGUCAGCAGUAGGGAUUCUUCAAUAAAGUCUUUGUCAUUCAACGAGAGACGACUUGUUUUCGUGCAUAUUUUUUCAUUGAGAAAUAAUGCACCAAACAUCUUCAAUGUAAUAUUUUGCGACUAAGAUCUCCUCUGCAAAAACGUCAAAAUUCAUGACAUUUCUUGAGUUAUAUUAGAUUAAUUCUGACUAUUUUGAGGAAGCAUAUACUGUCUAUAGCGUAACAAGAUGGACAAACUGUACUAUUGCCGCUUUUUUCUAGUUUUUCAAGCAAAGGUCUUUUAAGGGAUUGUGAUUACUGCAUUGUAGGGAAAGAGCAAGAAAUGCAUUUCACUGUACUUGUGCACGUGACAAAAAAUAAGAACUUGGGGCAUGUGGUAGCAAAAAGUUGUGCAGUGGAAACAAGGAUUUCCUGUUGGACAAAUUAUGAACACGACCCUGCUGUGGUGGUGAAUGCAGGGAUUCAAAUUCUCCAUCACUGCAUCCGUCAUAUGGAUUGUGGAGAGGUGUUUUUUUGAGAUCGGUGUAGAUCUGCUGGUUUGGAGAUGACGGCCUAAUACAGGGAGAAGCAUGUCUGUUCUACUAAAUAUAUUUACAAAUAAAUGUAUUCUCAAAUAUGUUAUUUUCUCUGUUACGCUGUGCACUGAACUGACAUGCAUGAGGUUGUUGAUGAAACUCCGAUGUUCAGAUGAAGGGAAUUAAAUAGUCUAUAAUGAGCACCACAGCAAGCCUCAACUCUGACAGAGGUGGAACCUACUGUGCUGCUGGAAAGACUCUGCAGAGGUGGAACCUAUGUCUGCUGGAAAGACUCACAGAGGGUGUAACCUACUGUAGCUGCUGUAAAGACUCAGACAGAGGUGUGUUACCUACUGUACUGCUUGUAAAGACUCAGACAGGUGUUGUAUGUAGCUGUGGAAAGACUCAGCCAGAGGUUGUACCUACUGUAGCUGCUGGUAAGACCAGACUGAGGUGUUAGCCUAUGUAGCUGCUGGAAGACUCAGACAGAGGUGUGUAACCUACUGUAGCUGCUGGUAAAGACUCAGACAGAGGUGUGUAGCUGCUGGUAAAGACUCAGACAGAGGUGUGUAGCCUACUGUAGCUACUGGUAAAGAUCAGCAGAGGUGUGUAACUACUGUAGUGCUGGUAAAGCUCAGACAGAGGUGGUAGCUGCUGUAAAACUCGACAGAGGUGUGUACCUACUGUAGCUGCUGUAAGACUCAGACAGAGGGUUAUGGCUGCUGUAAACUCAACAGAGUGUUGCUGCUGGUAAGAUCAGACAGAGGUGUGUAGCCUACUGUAGCUGCUGGUAAAGACUCAGACAGAGUGGAACCUACUGUGCUGCUGGUAAGACUCAGACAGAGUGUGUAACCUACUGUAGCUGCUGGUAAGACUCAGACAGAGGUUGUACCUACGUAGCUGUGGUAAAGACUCAGACAGAGGUGUGUACCUACGUAGCUGCUGGUAAGACUCAGACAGAGGUGUGUAGCCUACUGUACUGCUGGUAAAGACUCAGACAGAGGUGGACCUCUGUAGCUGCUGGUAAGACUCAGACAGAGGUGUGUAACCUACUGUAGCUGCUGGUAAAGACUCAGACAGAGGUGUGUAACCUACUGUAGCUGCUGGUAAAGACUCAGACAGGGUGUGUAACCUACUGUAGCUGCUGUAAGACUCAGACGAGGUGUGUAACCUACUGUAGCUGCUGGUAAAGACUCAGACAGAGGUGUGAACCUACUGUCAGCUGCUGGUAAAGACUCAGACAGAGGUUGUGUAACCUACUGUAGCUGCUGGUAAAGACUCAGACAGAGGUGUGUAGCCUACGUAGCGGCUGGUAAAGAACCAGACAGUAGGUGUGGUACUGCGGUAAAAGACUCAGACAGAGUGUGUAGCCUACUGUAGCUGCUGGUAAAGACUCAGACAGAGGUGUGUAAGCCUACUGUAGCUGCUGGUAAAGACUCAGACAGAGGUGUGUAGCCUACUGUAGCUGCUGGUAAAGACUCAGACAGAGGGUGGAAACCUACUGUAGCUGCUGGUAAAGACUCAGACAGAGGUGUGUAACCUACUGUAAGCUGCUGGUAAAGACUCAGACAGAGGUGUGUAACCUACUGUAGCUGCUGGUAAAGACUCGACAGAGGUGUGUAACCUACUGUAGCUUGCUGGUAAAGACUCAGACAGAGGUGUGUAGCCUACUGUAGCUGCUGGUAAGACUCAGCCAGAGGUGUGUAACCUACUGUAGCUGCUGGUAAAGACUCAGACUGAGGUGUGUACCUACUGUAUGCUGCUGGUAAAGACUCAGACAGAGUGUGUACCUACUGUAGCUGCUGGUAAAGACUCAGACAGAGGUUGUAGCUGCUGGUAAAGACUCAGACAGAGGUGUGUAGCCUACUGUAGCUACUGGUAAAGACUCAGACAGAGGUGUGUAACUACUGUAGCUGCUGGUAAAGACUCAGACAGAGGUGUGUACUGCUGGUAAAGACUCGGACAGAGGUGUGUAACCUACUGUGCUGCUGGUAAGACUCAACAGAGGUUGUAGCCUACUGUAGCUGCUGGUAAAGACUCAGACAGAGGUGUGUAGCUGCUGGUAAAGACUCAGACAGAGGUGUGUAGCCUACUGUAGCUGCUGGUAAAGACUCAGACAGAGGUGGAACCUACUGUAGCUGCUGGUAAAGACUCAGACAGAGGUGUGUAACCUACUGUAGCUGCUGGUAAAGACUCAGACAGAGGUGUGUAACCUACUGUAGCUGCUGGUAAAGACUCAGACAGAGGUGUGUAACCUACUGUAGCUGCUGGUAAAGACUCAGACAGAGGUGUGUAGCCUACUGUAGCUGCUGGUAAAGACUCAGACAGAGGUGGAACCUACUGUAGCUGCUGGUAAAGACCUCAGACAGAGGUGUGUAACCUACUGUAGCUGCUGGUAAAGACUCAGACAGAGGUGUGUAAACCUACUGUAGCUGCUGGUAAAGACUCAGACAGAGGUGUGUAACCUACUGUACUGCUGGUAAAGACUCAGACAGAGGUGUUGUAACCUACUGUAGCUGCUGGUAAAGACUCAGACAGAGGUGUGUAUCCUACGUAUCUGCUGGUAAAGACUCAGACAGAGGUGUGUAACCUACUGUAGCUGCUGGUAACGACUCAGACAGAGUGUGUAACCUACUGUAGCUGCUGGUAAAGACUCAGAAGAGGUGUGUAGCCUGCCUGGUAAAGACUCAGACAGAGGUGUGUUAAGCCUACUGUAGCUGCUGGUAAAGACUCAGACAGAGGUGGUUGUACCUACUGUAGCUGCUGGUAAAAGACUCAGACAGAGGUGUGUAGCCUGACUGUAGCUGCUGGUAAAGACUCAGACAGAGGUGUGUAGCCUACUGUAGCUGCUGGUAAAGACUCAAACAGAGGGUGAACCUACUGUAGCUGCUGGUAAAGACUCAGACAGAGGUGUGUAACCUACUGUAGCUUGCUGGUAAAGACCAGACAGAGGUGUGUAACCUACUGUAGCUGCUGGUAAAGACUCAGACAGAGUGGUGUAACCUACUGUAGCUUGCUGGUAAAGACUCAGACAGAGGUGUUAGCCUACUGUAGCUGCUGUGUAAAGACUCAGACAGAGGUGUGUAACCUACUGUAGCUGCUGGUAAAGACUCAGACGAGGUGUGUAACCUACUGUAGCUGCUGGUAAAAGACUCAGACAUAGGUGUGUAGCUGCUGGUAAAGAACUCAGACAGAGGUGUGUAACCUACUGUAGCUGCUGGGUAAAGACUCAGACAGAGGUGUUAGCCUACUGUAGCUGCUGGUAAAGACUCAAGACAUAGGUGUGUAACCUACUGGAGCUGCUGGUAAGACUCAGCAGAGGUGUGUAACCUACUGUAGCUGCUGGUAAAGACUCAGACAGAGGUGUUGUAACCUACUGUAGCUGCUGGUAAAGACCCAGACAGAGGUGUGUACUGCUGGUAAAGACUCAGACAGAGGUGUGUAACCUACUGUAGCUGCUGGGUAAAGACUCAGACAGAGGUGUGUAGCCUACUGUAGCUGCUGGUAAAGACUCAGACAGAGGUGUGUAACCUACUGUAGCUGCUGGUAAAGACCUCAGACAGAGGUGUGUAACCUACUGUAGCUGCUGGUAAAGACUCAGACAGAGGUGUGUACCUACUGUAGCUGCUGGUAAAGACUCAGACAGAGGUGUGUAGCCUACUGUAGCUGCUGGUAAAGACUCAGACAGAGGUGUGGUAACCUAACUGUAGCUGCUGGUAAAGACUCAGACAGAGGUGUGUAACCUACUGUAAGCUGCUGGUAAAGACUCAGACAGAGGGUGUAGCCUACUGUAGCUGCUGGUAAAGACUCAGACAGAGGUGUGUAACCUACUGUAGCUGCUGGUAAAGACUCAGACAGAGGUGGUGUACCCUACUGUACUGCUUGGUAAAGACUCAGACAGAGGUGUGUAGCUGCUGGUAAAGACUCAGACAGAGGUGUGUAGCCUACUGUAGCUGCUGGUAAAGACUCAGACAGAGGUGUGUAACCUACUGUAGCUGCUGGUAAAGACUCAGACAGAGGUGUGUAGUCUACUGUAGCUGCCGGUAAAGACUCAGACUGAGGUGUGUAACCUACUGUAGCUGCUGGUAAAGACUCAGACAGAGGUGUGUAGCCUACUGUAGCUGCUGGUAAAGACUCAGACAGAGGUGUGUGUAGCCUACUGUAGCUGCUGGUAAAGACUCAGACAGAGGUGUGUAGCCUACUGUAGCUGCUGGUAAAGACUCAGACAGAGGUGUGUAACCUACUGUAGCUGCUGGUCUGGUAAAGACUCAGACAGAGGUGUGUAACCUACUGUAGCUGCUGGUAAAGACUCAGACAGAGGUGUGUAGCCUACUGUAGCUGCUGGUAAAGACUCAGACAGAGGUGUGUAGCCUACUGUAGCUGCUGGUAAAGACUCAGACAGAGGUGUGUAACCUACUGUAGCUGCUGGUAAAGACUCAGACUGAGGUGUGUAACCUACUGUAGCUGCUGGUAAAGACUCAGACAGAGGUGUGUAGCCUACUGUAGCUGCCGGUAAAGACUCAGACAGAGGUGUGUAACCUACUGUAGCUGCCGGUAAAGACUCAGACAGGUGUGUAACCUACUGUAGCUGCCGGUAAAGACUCAGACAGAGGUGUGUAACCUACUGUAGCUGCCGGUAAAGACUCAGACAGAGGUGUGUAACCUACUGUAGCUGCUGGUAAAGACUCAGACAGAGUGUGUGUAACCUACUGUAGCUGCUGGUAAAGACUCAGACAGGUGUGUAACUGCUGUAAAGACUCAGACAGAGGUGUACCUACUGUAGCUGCUGGUAAAGACUCAGACAGAGGGUGUAACCUACUGUAGCUGCCGGUAAAGACUCAGACUGAGGUGUGUAACCUACUGUAGCUGCUGGUAAAGACUCAGACAGAGGUGUGUAACCUACUGUAGCUGCUGGUAAAGACUCAGACAGAGGUGUGUAACCUACUGUAGCUGCUGGUAAAGACUCAGACAGAGGUGUGUAACCUACUGUAGCUGCUGGUAAAGACUCAGACAGAGGUGUGUACCUACUGUAGCUGCUGGUAAAGACUCAGACAGAGGUGUGUAACCUACUGUAGCUGCUGGUAAAGACUCAGACAGAGGUGUUUAGCUGCUGGUAAAGACUCAGACAGAGGUGUGUAGUUGCUGGUAAAGACUCAGACAGAGGUGUGUAACCUACUGUAGCUGCUGGUAAAGACUCAGACAGAGGUGUGUAGCUGCUGGUAAGACCAGACAGAGGUUGUAGCUGCUGGUAAAGACUCAGACAGAGGUUUGGUAACCUACUGUAGCUGCUGUAAAGACUCAGACAGAAGGUGUUGUAACCUACUGUAGCUGCUGGUAAAGACUCAAGACAGAGGUGUGUAACCUACUGUAGCUGCUGGUAAAGACUCAGACAGAGGUGUGUAACCUACUCUAGCUGCUGGUAAGACUAAGACAGAGGUGUGUAGCUGCUGGUAAACACUCAGACAGAGGUGUGAAACCUACUGUAGCUGCUGGUAAAGACUCAGACAGAGGUGUGUAGCUGCUGGUAAGACUCGACAGAGGUGGUGUAACCUACUGUUAGCUGCUGGUAAAGACUCAGACAGAGGUGUUAACCUACUGUUAGCUGCUGGUAAAGACUCAGACAGAGGUGUGUAGCCUACUGUAGCUGCUGGUAAAGACUCAGACAGAGGUGUGUAGCCUACUGUAGCUGUGGUAAAGACUCAGACAGAGGUGUGUAGGCGGUAAAGCUAGACAGAGGUGGUAAAGGACUCAGACAGAGGUGUGUAACCUACUGUAGCUGCUGGUAAAGACUCAGACAGAGGUGUGUAGCUGCUGGUAAAGACUCAGACAGAGGUGUGUAGUUGCUGGUAAAGACUCAGACAGAGGUGUGUAGUUGCUGGUAAAGACUCAGACAGAGGUGUGUAACCUACUGUAGCUGCUGGUAAAGACUCAGACAGAGGUGUGUAACCUACUGUAGCUGCUGGUAAAGACUCAGACAGAGUGUGUAGCCUACUGUAGCUGCUGGUAAAGACUCAGACAGAGGUGUGUAACCUACUGUAGCUGCUGGUAAAGACUCAGACAGAGGUGGUGUAACCUACUGUAGCUGCUGGUAAAGACUCAGACAGAGGUGUGUAGCCUACUGUAGCUGCUGGUAAAGACUCAGACAGAGGUGUGUAGCCUACUGUAGCUGCUGGUAAAGACUCAGACAGAGUGUGUAGCUGCUGGUAAAGACUCAGACAGAGGUGUGUAACCUACUGUAGCUGCUGGUAAAGACUCAGACAGAGGUGUGUAACCUACUGUAGCUGCUGGUAAAGACUCAGACAGAGGUGUGUAACCUACUGUAGCUGCUGGUAAAGACUCAGACAGAGGUGUGUAGCUGCUGGUAAAGACUCAGACAGAGGUGUGUAACCUACUGUAGCUGCUGGUAAAGACUCAGACAGAGGUGUGUAACCUACUGUAGCUGCUGGUAAAGACUCAGACAGAGGUGUGUAACCUACUGUAGCUGCUGGUAAAGACUCAGACAGAGGUGUGUAGCUGCUGGUAAAGACUCAGACAGAGGUGUGUAGCCUACUGUAGCUGCUGGUAAAGACUCAGACAGAGGUGUGUAACCUACUGUAGCUGCUGGUAAAGACUCAGACAGAGGUGUGUACCUACUGUAGCUGCUGGUAAAGACUCAGACAGAGGUGUGUAGCUGCUGGUAAAGACUCAGACAGAGGUGUGUAACCUAAUGUAGCUGCUGGUAAAGUCAUUCAAAGCCUCUACUUUAUCGCUCAGGAUGAAACUUUCCACUGCUACUAUUUUGGCCUUGUAAUGUUAUUGAACUGAACCAGACAACCCCAUAGUAGAAUAGUUGGCCUGUUUACCUAGUCGACUUGUUUACCUAGUCCCGAGUGGCGCAGUGGUCUAAGGCACUGCAUCGCAGUGCUAGCUGUGCCACUAGAGAUCCUGGUUCGAAUCCAGGCUCUGUCGUAGCCGGCUGCGACCGGGAGACCCAUGGGGCGGCGCACAAGGGUAGGGGAGGGAAUGGCCGGCAGGGUUGUAGCUCAGUUGGUAGGGCAUGGCGUUUGCAAUGCCAGGGUUGUGGGUUCGAUUCCCACGGGGGGUAUGAAAAAAAUAUAUAUAUGUAUGCACUCACUAACUGUAAGUCGCUCUGGAUAAGAGCGUCUGCUAAAUGACUAAAAUGUAAUGUAAAUGUGUUCUAUGCAAGAUAAAUAUUCCUCUUGAGGCGCAUUCAAGUUGCGAGAGCCAUAGGGAGGGAAACGUAUUCUGAUGAGCAGUUUUAAAAAGAUCCCAGUUUUAUAUUACUACCAUGUUUAGUUGGCAUGGUUUAGGCUCGGCUGUGAUCUUAAAGGGGCAGUGUCGUCUUAAAGGGGCAGUGUCGUCUUAAAGGGGCAGUGUCGUCUUAAAGGGGCAGUGACAUACUUUGUAAUAGAAACAAAAAAAAGUGAAUGAUAAUUAUUUUUAUAUUCAUGUUUGUAAUAAAAUAAUGAACAAUAAUACCAAUCAGGAUGUUGUGUCCAAUGGGGUAAAUGCAGAUGGACAAACCUCAUGCUUCAGCUUUAUGUACAUUUUAUAACCACUCUGCUACAUCAGUUGGGCUACAGGUCAUAAGGUAUAAUAUGUAUAACCAUGCAUAGGCUAUAUGCACAUGGUCCAAUAUGUUCAAAUCAUUUUUACCAAUAUGUUAUUGGGCCAAUUUCUGGAGGUGGAAAUGAUAUUUUAGAUGGUGUCAGUAUCCAUUUAUUUUAAUACAUUUUUUAGUAGAAUGUCCUUUUAAAAAGUCACCCGAACUUCUCAGUCCUUAAGCAUCAAAAUGAUCAUGACCCUGGACCCCCUAAGCAAGGAGACUGGAAUUGGUCAAACUCACAUUUUAGUACAUGAACAUGAUCCUCUUUCCCUAAAAAGCAUGAUGGGCUUUACAUGAAAGGGGAGGUUAACUUGGCCCCAGACAAUCGAUCUGAGAUCGACUUAAGUUUCAGUCAUGGGAUUUGUUUUUGUGGGGGUAAUAAGGCUUAACUGACCGAGGCUGACUUGUUGUUAUGAUGUCAUCAGAACAACCAGGCGGACCUGGAGAACUGUACAGAGACGUUGUCUGGAUACCUGGAGAGGGACAUUUCCCAGGAUUCCUUGCAGGAUAUCAAGCAGAAAGUACAGGACAAAUGCAGGUGGGUCAGAGAAAGAUACAGAAGCCCUCUCAACUGAAAAAUGUAUUUCUCAUGAUGUUUUGAUAUCGUCAUGAAGAAGACGUUUUUACCUGGUUGUAACAGAGACCAGUAGGUUGUUAAAUUACGUCUUCACAAUUAAAGCUGCAACUGCAUUGCCAGGGUCCAGCUGUGUGACCACUGUGACACCAUCAGGACAAAUUGGACACAUUGCCCUAAGAUGAGCUGCUUCUGUACUGUUUACCACGCUUGCCAAAUAUCAGAACUCAACAUCGAAAAAAACAGUGCCUUCAGAAAGUAUUCAUGCCCCUUGACAUAUUCCACAUUUUCUUGUGUUCCUGAAUUCAAAAUGGAUUAAAUAUGUUUAUUGCUCUCACCCAUCUACACCCAUAAUGACAAAGUGAAAACAUGUUUUUUGAAAUUUUGGCAAAUGUAUUGAAAAUGAAAUACAGAAAUAUCUAAUUUACGUAAGUAUUCACACCCCUGAGUCAAUACUUUGUAGAAGCACCUUUGGCAGUGAUUACAGCUGUCUUGUUAUUAUUUAAUUUUUUUAAAUAGGCGCUUACUACAGUAAAUUUUUUUUUAUUGAACCUCUUUGAGAUGGGAAAACAUGUUUUUAAGUUGAACAUAUAGUCUUUUGACAAUGUUAAAAUUAGGUGAAAUCAUUCCUGAACCUGCAACAAAAAACAAGCUACAUAUGGACAAUACAAAAACAAAUGAUCUAAUGAUUCUGUCUCUUCAAGUGGAUUUUCAAGUAGAUUUAAGUCAAAACUGUAACUCGGCCACUCAGGAACAUUGAAUGUCUUAUUGGUAAGCAACUCUAGUGUAUAUUUGGCCUUGUGUUUUAGGUUAUUGUCCUGCUGAAAGGUGAAUAAAACUCCCAGUGUCUGUUGGAAAGCAGACUGAACCAGGUUUUCCUCUAGGAUUUUGCCUGUGCUUAGCUCCAUUCCGUUUAUUUUUAACCCUGAAAAACUCCCAGUCCUUAACGAUUACAAUCAUACCCAUAACAUGAUGCAGCCACCACUAUGCUUGAAAAUAUGGAGAGUGGGACUCAUAAUGUGUUGUAUUGGAUUUUCCCCAAACAGGAUGCAUGUUUUGGAAUAUUUUUUAUUCUGCACAGCAGGGAUCAUCAACUAGAUUCAGCCGCGAGACAAUUUUUUUGUUGAGCGGAUGUUCGAGGGGCCGGAACAUAAUUACAAAUAAUUUGACCUCAAGAAGACCAAACCGAUAUAAUGUUUGACUAAAACAUAAUCAUUUCAAACCUUGCUUACAUUUGUAUACAAUCACGUGUUGCAUCCUCCUAGGCUUUACCAUCUCACAUUAAAAUGUUUCAUUUCGGAUGAAAAGUAAUAAUGAACAGGAACAGAUUAGAACACCAGGCCCGGGCUGAACCAAAUACAAUCAGGUUUUAUACCUGGCCCGGGCUGAACCAAAUACAAUCGGGUUUUACAAGUUUCGCUGCUGAACCCCGAAUUAGAAAAUGACAUCAUUACGACAUCAGGCCCAAUACACCUCUUCUCUCUUCUAG
This is a messenger RNA of Coregonus sp. 'balchen', 10990 nucleotides long. Lineage: Eukaryota; Metazoa; Chordata; Actinopteri; Salmoniformes; Salmonidae. The record is from the annotation of a GenBank genome assembly.